Messenger RNA from Acanthocheilonema viteae, 1032 nucleotides. NCBI's taxonomy places the organism in Eukaryota, Metazoa, Nematoda, Chromadorea, Rhabditida, Onchocercidae. The record is from the annotation of a GenBank genome assembly.
AUGGGUCUUCAAAUGUUCCAAUUGCAUAAUAAGGUAAUUGAUCGAAUUGAAGCAUCACCGUGGCAAAUUCGUGAAACAAAUAUUAGACUUGCCAUUGGCUUAGCGGUACUAUUCUUUUACUUAUUAAUUGGUGCUAUUGUUUUUGUACAAAUUGAAAGUCCAACGGAAAAAAAUGAUAUGGAAGCGUAUGAAGAAUUUCGAUUAAAUUGGAAUCGAUUAUUAAAAGAAGCAGGAUUUAAAGAAAAUGAUAUUGAUCAAUUAUUUACUGAUAUUCGUGUAAUGGCAUUGAAAGGUAUAUGGAGUGAAAAAAAUGUAACAACAGAGCCAAGUUGGACAUUUGGCCAAGCAUUUUUUUUUGUUGGAGCUUUAAUUAGUACAGUUGGUUAUGGACGUGUAUCACCACGUACACGUGAAGGUAAAUUUUUUACGAUAAUUUAUUGUUUGAUUGGUAUACCGAUGACAUUAGCAUUAUUAUCAGCAUUGAUGGUAAGGUUGAAAAAGCCAAGUGCUUGGUUACGAUGCAAACUUAAUGCAAGGCUUGGUCAUCUAUUUCAUGAUUCGCAAAUUCAGAUAUUUCAUCUUAGUUUUGUAUCCGCACUAUUACUAUUAUUUGUCUUCAUUAUACCAUCGUAUAUUUUUACAAAAAUUGAAACCGAUUGGGAUUUUUUGGAUGGAUUUUUCUAUUGCUUUGUUUCAUUGACAACUAUCGGUUUGGGCGAAUAUGUACCAGGUGAUCAACCUGAUCAACAAUUCAGGACUUUUUACAAAAUUGUGGUAACACUGUAUCUGAUAUUUGGCUUAUCAUGCAUGAUGCUAUUCCUUGCAACACUCUACGAUAUACAACAAUUAAAUUUGAGUCGCUUCUUCCUGACAAGAGACAACGGUUACAUCAAUCCAUCUUACGACGAUCAUCACGAAACAUUCGCAAUAACCAAUGAGAAUUACGGAGUAACAACGAGCUAUACGCGUCAUAUUAAUGACUCAUCACCGGUGACAGCAUUUGAAACAGGCGGCUUUUACCAAGGCAAAUGA